AUGCUGCUCAGAGGAUUAAGAGCCUGCGCUAAGCGUGCCUCGAAGCCGCGCACGACAAACUUGGAUCAAAUUUCGAAGACCACGAAGGAAUUGUUGGAAGGAAGAAGGGCAUUGAGGCUUGAUCCGAAUGCAUCGUAUAUUGAGCGAUUAGUAGCAAACACUAGCUGCAGGAAAGCGUUGCAGGAGGAUCUUUUGAAAUACAGACAGAAGAAGACACAUGACAUCCUACCUUCUGGAAGCAGCACAAAGAAGAACGAGUCUAAAGAAGUGCCACAGGGAUCUCCGUGA
This is a messenger RNA of Necator americanus (New World hookworm), 288 nucleotides long. RefSeq lists its product as uncharacterized. The coding region runs from base 1 to 288 and encodes 95 amino acids. The record is from RefSeq and is a predicted model, not a curated record. The transcript has a single exon. NCBI's taxonomy places the organism in Eukaryota, Metazoa, Nematoda, Chromadorea, Rhabditida, Ancylostomatidae.